Ctenopharyngodon idella (grass carp) is the source of this 1681-nucleotide messenger RNA. It is a transcript of the gene rsph9, whose product is annotated as radial spoke head component 9. The record is from RefSeq and is a predicted model, not a curated record. The coding region runs from base 739 to 1572 and encodes 277 amino acids. Gene Ontology annotation, cellular component: axoneme; radial spoke. The transcript has 5 exons. Gene Ontology annotation, biological process: axoneme assembly; motile cilium assembly; cilium movement involved in cell motility. NCBI's taxonomy places the organism in Eukaryota, Metazoa, Chordata, Actinopteri, Cypriniformes, Xenocyprididae.
CUAUAUAUCUUUUUCCCGAUUUUGGGGUGAAAUGUGACUUAAUGUGAUAAGUUUUCUAUAAAGCAUAUGCAAAGGCGAAAUCAUACUUUCCUCUCUACUUCUGUUUGCUAUUAUCUUAAACAAACCGCCACGCACAACCUGCAUCUUCACACAUAAACACGCUAAUGUGUUCACAACAGGCAGCUGACUUCUCCCAUCACCCAGGGUUGCUGUUAACAGCACUAGUUCACACGUUCAAUGUGUGAAGCUGUUGGUAUCACGCAGAGUGCAUUAGGUCGGACACAACACACAUCCUGCCAGCUGUGUCAGACGCUUCCUGUUUGUCUCUCUCAGUAGAUGAAGAGCCUCCUGUGAGCGGCCGAUCUGUUCAUCACACUACAACCCUACAGAAGUGCUAAGAAAAACUAGUAAAAUUAUUUAAAUUAUAUAUUUAUAAUAUUGUUUUAAAACCAUAAUUAAAGUAUAAAUUUAAGUGAGCAAUAAACUUUUAAUAUGUUUCUCAAAAGUUUAUUUUUAGAAAUAAGAUACUUCAGUUUGUACCUCUAGUGAGCAGAGUGUCUAUGAGUUGCUAUAGCAACAGGCUACUAGGGCUUUUGUUUACCUUAGCAACCACAGAGUCACUGGAGAGUGAGGGUUAUUAGCUUGCUAGCAGCAGCUCUCUAACAAACAAAAUAAAUACCAAUCACUCGAGUAUUAAUUUCAAUUCUUUUGUAAAUAUACAUUUGUCAGUGAACAGAGAUGGACUCCGAUUCUUUGCAUUACUCCUUGGAUUUAGUUGCUGGUAAUGGUUUGACUCUGAGCAGUGAGCAGAGAGCCGCUCUUCAAACCUCUCUGGUCAUACUGAAGAGAAACUACAAAUUCAGCCGGGUUUUAUUUUGGGGAAAGAUUUUGGGGAUAAAAUGUGACUAUUUUAUUGCUCAAGGAGUUGAAGAGGAUGAAAUGAGUAACAAAAAGUCUUUGUACAGUUUAAACUGCAUAGAUUGGCACCUGUUGCCCCAAGCCACCAAGUCCAUGAUUGCAGACGUGGCAUUAGCAGCACAGGGGCGAUUCAUAGGCGACCCGUCCCAUGAGUACGAGCACACAGAGAUGCGCACUGAUGGAGAUGGGGACGAAGCCACGGAGGUUGAGGUCACGGUGAAAGUGAAUGAGGCGAGUCGAUUGGCCACGACCGUGUCAAACAUCGAUAAAGAUGUGUCUGUAGUGCCACGUGGAGCGUUUACCAAGAAUCCCAGUGACAAAGUGCAGAUAAACCGAAGCUUUGGAGGUCUACAUCCUACUGAGGCUGCGAAACUUCGCAACUACCUGCACUUUCGUGAGCCGGUUAACCUGAAAAAGAAGUCCAUCUUAGAAAUGUCUGAACUGAACCCUGCUCUCGACUUCCUAGAUCCUUUGAGUGAGGACAUUCCCAAAGGGUCAUGGAGCCUGCAGCUUGAGCGAGGCGGCACUGUGUGUGUAUUACGCAGUUUGCUCUGGAUGGGUCUCACCUUCUUCCAUGUUCCCCAGACCCCUCAGCAUGGGUACAUCUACAUGGGAGAUGGACUUAUGAACCUGGACCUGCCCUUCAUGUUAUAGCAGCCAACUGACUUCUGAAGCACAAUCUACUUGUAUUUGGUGCCACAUUUUAAAGACAGCAAAAGCUUCAAUCUCUCUUUAAGUGUUAAUGUGUAAUCAAGCUUACUUC